Osmerus eperlanus (European smelt) is the source of this 2953-nucleotide messenger RNA. It is a transcript of the gene zer1, whose product is annotated as zyg-11 related, cell cycle regulator. Gene Ontology annotation, molecular function: protein binding. The transcript has 16 exons. Gene Ontology annotation, cellular component: Cul2-RING ubiquitin ligase complex. The coding region runs from base 176 to 2512 and encodes 778 amino acids. NCBI's taxonomy places the organism in Eukaryota, Metazoa, Chordata, Actinopteri, Osmeriformes, Osmeridae. The record is from RefSeq and is a predicted model, not a curated record.
CUUUUUGAGGGAAUCAAUUAUUUGUUACACAGGUGAACCGGAAGUGGAGGUUGUUUUGUUGACAUCGGACAGCCACCAAGAAAAAUACCAAAACGAUAGGUUAAUUGAGUCAACCGAAACAAUUGCCCGUGGCAUAGGAUAAGUUUCCGCCACAGGUGAUAAAGGUGAAGCCGUGAUGGCUGCCAAAGCAGGAGACGACCCAGACACCCUGAUGGCUCUGUCUACGGCCUACUGCCUCAGGAACCUGAAGAGGACCAUGUGUUACCAGGGAGACGGGGCCAAGCUCUGUCUGCGAUCAGACGUCUUUCUUCCCAGUGAAAUUUGUGACAAACUGGUCAACACGUACAUGGAGCUGAUACACACAGACAGUAACUUUGAGCCAGAGGAUGGCUUUUUCCAGCUGUUCUGGGAUCCCAGAAGCACCCGUCUGACCAGGGUGCAGCUGCGGGAGGACUUGGUACGUGACCGGGACCUGGAGGCUAUUGGCAAGCAGGACCUGAUAGAGCUUCAUCUUACCUACUGCAACAACUUAUCUGCACGCAGUCUGAAAACACUAAGCUGCUUCCGGCAGACCCUGAUCUCCCUCAGUCUCUUCGGAUGUAGCCACAUCUUCUACCGGAAGGGAGGCGCGCCCCUGGCAAACGAGGACGAUGAGGAGGAGAGCCCAGCGUCCAGGCAGGCGUUAGAAAAGGACUUCAGCUUCCAGGGCUUCAACCGCCUCCGUCUGCUGAACCUGGGCGGGCUGCCGGAGGAGGCUGAUGUGGAGGCUCUGCUCCGGCCCCUAAAGGCCCUCACCGCCCUGGACCUGUCAGGGGUGCAGCUGGCUCGGACAGCCUUCCUGACCCAGUGGAAAGACAGACUGGCCUCGCUGGUUCUGUACAACAUGGACUUGUCAGAGGAGCUAGUCACCACUGUGGUCAGACUGGCCCAACUCAGGCACCUGGACAUCUCUAGGGAGAGUCGGAGAUCUUCUAAAUUCAAGAUGACUCGAAAGAUCCUAACAGCCAUUGUUCAAGGCCUGGUGAAUAUGGUCUCCCUGGACAUCUCAGGACACAUCAUGCAGGACAACUGCACCGUGCCUCACUUUGAGGAGGCCGUGGGACGGCCAAGCACUGAGCCCUGUAAGAGCAGCAUCUACCCUCUUCAGGAGCUGAAGAGGCCUCUGCAGUUUCUGGGGCUUUAUGACACCACGCUGUGUAACGUAACUCACAUCCCUGCAUAUAAGGUGACAGGUUCCAAGAAUGAGGAGCAGGUUUUGAAUGCCAUUGAAGCCUACACAGAGUUCCGCCCUGAGCUGGCCCACAGAGCUAUCAACCAGCUGUUCGACAUUGCUAGGAUACAGCACUGCAGCCAGCUGCUCAGAGCCCUGCAGCUUGUGAUUGCAGCUCUGAAGUGCCACAAGUACGACAAGAGUAUCCAGGUGACGGGCAGCGCAGCGCUGUUCUACCUGACCAACACUGAGUACCGCAGCGACCAGAGCGUGAGGCUGCGGCGGCAGGUCAUCCACGUGGUGCUCAACGGCAUGGAGCAGUACCAGGAGGUCACGGUCCAGAGGAAUUGCUGUCUGACGCUGUGCAACUUCAGCAUCCCAGAAGAGCUGGAGUUCCAGUACGGCCGGGUCAACCUGCUCUUGCUGAAGAUCCUGGAACCAGCCAGGCAAGACGAGUCCAUCCAGCGCAUCGCCGUGCACCUCUGCAAUGCUCUGGUCUGCCAGGUUGACAACCAGCACAAGGAGGCUGUCGGCAAGAUGGGCUUUGUCAAGACAAUGCUAAAUCUGAUCCAGAAAAAGCUACAAGACAGAAUGUGUGACCAGGUGAUGGAGUUCUCCUGGAGCGCCCUGUGGAACAUCACUGAUGAGACUCCAGACAACUGUCAGAUGUUCCUCAGCUGUCGAGGCAUGAGUCUGUUCCUGGACUGCCUGAAGGAGUUCCCAGAAAAGCAGGAGCUUCACCGCAACAUGCUGGGUCUGCUGGGGAACGUGGCAGAGGUCCGGGCCCUGAGACCACAACUCCUCACCCCAGAGUUCAUCUCGGUCUUCAGUAAUCUGUUGGACAGUAAGGCAGACGGUAUCGAGGUGUCCUACAACGCGUGUGGCGUUCUCUCCCACAUCAUGUUUGACGGCCCUGAGGCGUGGGCCAUGCUGGAGCCACAGAGGGACUCUGUCAUGAAGAAGAUGUGGGACGCAAUCAAGAGCUGGGACAUCAGCUCCCGGAGGAACAUCAACUACAGGUCAUUUGAGCCGAUUCUACGCCUGCUGCCUCAGGGCAUCUCUCCUGUCAGCCAGCACUGGGCCACCUGGGCUCUGUACAACCUGGUGUCCGUCUACCCAAGUAAGUACUGCCCCCUGCUGAUCAAGGAGGGCGGCAUCGCUCUUCUGGAGAAACUGAUGGAGCUGGAAACUUCACAAGAAGAGACCAAGAAAAUGGCGAGGAAAGUGAUGGAGCAGUGUGAGAACUUCAAAGAAGACCCCAUGGAGACCGGGCAGGAGGUCAACAAUGGACAAAGAGGUUGACGUCACAAUGACCGCACUGCCCCAAUGAACUAAGGGAAAGCUGUAGGAGUCACUAUCCACUCUCCACCAGGCUCUGUGUGCAUCAGGACUAUCCACUCUCCACCAGGCUCUGUGUGCAUCAGGACUAUCCACUCUCCACCAGGCUCUGUGUGCAUCAGGUUGCUGUAGAGCACAACAGCUGAGUUUGUACUCUGGAAUGCAACACUACAGGAAGUUCAGAUGGGAUUAAGGGUUGGUGUGUGAGUGUUGCUGUUGCAUCAUGGAUUUGUUUUCUCCUAUUUGAUUGUUUUGUUUGUUAUGUGUUUGUCCUUAUGUGUGUCAGUUUUUAAGAAAGAACUGUAACAAUAGAGGCGUGCGUGUGUAAUGAGGAGUAAGACGCCAUGGAGAUGCUUGCUACUUAUGAAAAGGAAACAGAAACAUAAAGCUUUUUCCCCUCUCUCA